Messenger RNA from Phacochoerus africanus (Common warthog), 4724 nucleotides. RefSeq names its product RB associated KRAB zinc finger (gene RBAK). Gene Ontology annotation, biological process: regulation of cytokine production; negative regulation of transcription by RNA polymerase II; regulation of immune system process. The coding region runs from base 156 to 2324 and encodes 722 amino acids. Gene Ontology annotation, molecular function: RNA polymerase II cis-regulatory region sequence-specific DNA binding; DNA-binding transcription factor activity, RNA polymerase II-specific. NCBI's taxonomy places the organism in Eukaryota, Metazoa, Chordata, Mammalia, Artiodactyla, Suidae. The record is from RefSeq and is a predicted model, not a curated record. The transcript has 5 exons.
GUAGGCCCAGAACCGGCCCUUCGGGCCCAGCGGCCUCCAGAGGCGGAGAGAAGGAACCCAGGGAAAGGAGCUCGCCGGAGGAGCAGCCCCUGGCCCGGAGCCUCGGGAGCCCGGGGCGGGUCAGCGAGUCCCAGCGGAGUCCACCUUGAUAGCCUAUGCUUUGCCAAGAGCAGCAGAAAAUGAAUGAACCCCAGGAGCCAGUGUCAUUCAAGGAUGUGGCUGUGGAUUUCACCCAGGAGGAGUGGCGGCAGCUGGAUGCUGAUGAGAAGACCACCUACCGGGACGUGAUGCUAGAGAACUACAGCCACCUGGUCUCUGUGGGGUACGACAGCACCAAACCCAAUGUGAUCAUCAGGUUGGAGCAGGGGGAGGAGCCUUGGGUAGCAGACAGUGAACUCCCUCAGCAAUGUCAUCCAGAAGAAGUCUGGAAAGUUGAUGACCUGAUAGAGAUAAUCCAAGAACAUGAAGACGAAUGUUCAAACCAAGCUGUUUCUAUCAACAGCAGAACCCCGAUUGAAGAAAAAGAGAAUGCAUUUGAUAAAAUGUAUAGCAUGGAAACAAGCCUUGUUCCUUCAAGCGUACUCUCUCAUAAUUGUGUCUCAUGUGGAAAGACUUUGGAAUCUGCUUCAGAAUUAAUUAUUAGUGAUGGAAGCUAUGCAAGAAAAAAACCUAAUGAGUGUAGUGAAUGUGGGAAAACAUAUGAUGGAGGGAAACUCUAUGAAUUUCAUCAAAACAGGGAAACCUGUUCUCAGAAUGAAGAAAGUAUUCAGAAAAUUAAUAUUUUGGAGAAACCCUUUGAAUAUAAUGAAUGCACAGAAGCCUUAGGCAAAGAAGCCGUUUUCAUUACUCAUAAGAGAGCUUAUAUAGGGGAAAAGCCCUAUGAGUGGAGUGAUUCUGGCCCAGACUUCAUCCAGAUGUCAAAUUUUAGUGUAUACCAGAGAUCACAAAUGGAAUUGAAGCCCUUUGAAUGCAGCGAAUGUGGAAAAUCCUUCUGUAAAAAGUCAAAAUUCAUUAUACAUCAGAGGGCUCACACAGGAGAGAAACCUUAUGAAUGUAAUGUAUGUGGGAAAUCCUUCAGCCAAAAAGGGACCCUCACUGUUCAUCGGAGAUCACACUUAGAGGAGAAGCCCUAUAAAUGUAAUGAGUGUGGGAAAACGUUCUGUCAGAAGUUACAUCUCACUCAACACCUGAGGACUCAUUCAGGCGAGAAACCCUAUGAAUGUAAUGAAUGUGGGAAAACCUUCUGCCAAAAGACACAUCUCACCUUACACCAGAGAAAUCAUUCAGGAGAGAGGCCCUAUCCAUGUAACGAGUGUGGGAAAUCCUUUUCACGCAAGUCAGCCCUCAGUGACCAUCAGAGAACGCACACAGGAGAGAAACUUUAUAAAUGUAAUGAGUGUGGGAAAUCCUACUACCGAAAAUCUACCCUCAUUACACAUCAGAGAACUCACACAGGAGAGAAACCCUAUCAGUGUAGUGAAUGUGGGAAAUUCUUUUCUCGGGUGUCAUACCUCACUAUCCAUUAUAGAAGUCAUUUAGAGGAGAAGCCCUAUGAAUGUAAUGAAUGUGGCAAGACCUUCAAUCUAAAUUCGGCCUUCAUUAGACAUCGGAAAGUUCACACAGAUGAGAAACCCCACGAAUGUAGUGAGUGUGGAAAGUUGUCAUAUCUCACUGACCAUCACACAGCCCAUUUAGGAGAGAAACCCUAUGAAUGUAGUGAGUGUGGAAAAACCUUCCUUGAAAAUUCAGCCUUCAGUGGGCUCCAGUCACUUCCCAAAGGAGAGAAAUCCUAUGAGUGUAAUAUAUGUGGAAAAUUGUUUUCUGAGUUGUCGUACUAUACAAUACAUUAUAGGAGUCAUUCAGAAGAGAAGCCCUAUGGAUGUAAUGAAUGUGGGAAAACCUUCUCCCACAACUCAUCCCUCUUUAGACAUCAAAGAGUACAUACAGGAGAGAAACCCUACGAGUGUUAUGAAUGUGGGAAGUUUUUCUCUCAGAAGUCUUAUCUCACUAUACAUCAUAGAAUUCAUUCAGGAGAGAAGCCCUACGAGUGCAGUAAGUGUGGAAAAGUUUUCUCUCGGAUGUCAAACCUCACCGUACACUAUAGAAGCCAUUCAGGAGAGAAGCCCUAUGAAUGUAACGAAUGUGGGAAAGUCUUUUCUCAGAAGUCAUACCUCACUGUACAUUAUAGGACUCAUUCAGGAGAGAAGCCCUAUGAAUGUAAUGAAUGUGGGAAAAAAUUCCACCACAGAUCAGCUUUCAAUAGCCAUCAAAGAAUUCACAGGAGAGGGAAUAUGAACGUACUUGACGUGGGAAGUCUCCUCUGACGUCAAAUCUCAUUUUAGAAAACCCUCUGCACAUAAUGAGUAUGGGAAAUCCAGUUGGGAGUCACAUAUCACUGAGAGUUCAUGUGAGGCAAAGCAUUUAGGCAUUAGAUUGAGUUUAAUCUGAUUUUUCACAGAGGAGUAUCCCUAAAAGUGCAGCAAGAAGCAAAGCCUUUAGGAAGACCCUACAACUUGUUGGACACUAGGCAAUUUAUACAAGAGUGAAACUAUAUAAAUAUUUAAUAUUUAUUUUGGAUUCCAAUUAUAUUUACAUAUCAGGGAAUCAUGCCAAGUCAAAAUCUAUCAAGGUGAUGAAUGUGGAAACAUGUUGUUUUGAAAAUUAUUAUACCAAAAGCCAUAUUUCUGAUAUAAAAUCAAAUGUUUAUAAGAAAGGUAUCAGAAGCUCUUAGCUCUGAAAUAAACCCUCAUUGCAGACAAUGAAGUUUUAAAAUCUUUGGGAGUCCAUAAUGAGGACAGUAGCAUUAAGUACAUAUAUGGCAAUUUCUUUCAUGUUUCAAAAUGUGGUUGAUAGUACUUCUAUGCAAUUCUAUGCAAUUUGGAUUUGAAUGAUUUUUGAAAAGGCAGUAUUCUUGAGUAUUAAGAUGGCAAAACAUUAAGGUAGAAUAUAUUGUUGGUGAGUUGUUUGAUAAGUACAAAAUAGUACAUAAUUUUAUAUUUAGAGGCAUUUACAAAUGAGUUUUUAGUGAGUGCUUCAUCAGUAGAGGAGCCAGUGACCUUUGUGAAGUUUCCAACUGCAUUUGAGCAAAAAUAUUUUUAAAAUGCUAUUUUCAUAAACUAUGCAUAGAUCAUAGUCGGUUCAGUGAAGGACAGCUCUACUGCUCAUACUCUGUAAGAUAUGUCCAGCUCUCCUGCCACUCAUUUUUAACCCAUAGGUUUAAGUGUGCACUCUGCCACUGUCAUGUAAUUCAGAAAUCUUAUUUGUGCUUUUAUUUGAUUUGAAUACAGUGUCAUCAUUUUGUACACUGCCUCUUAUUCCCAAUAUUUUGGAACAAAUUGUAAAUACAAGUUUCUAGCAGACAUUUUCAGUUGAUUAGCUCCGAUGUCCUUUCUCCCUGAUUACUUGCUGUAAGAGUUCAGGUAUCUACCAUUUCUUCACAUGACACAGAGGGUAAAUCCUGAGUAAUCUAAAACCAAUCAUGAUAAUUUCAUUCUAAUUGCCAGAAACCCAUUUAUAGUGGUUACACGACCAGUUCCCUGAGCCGAAAAAAACAAAUGUGUUCUGGAUUCUGGAAAAAAGAUAGAUAAAAACAGUGAUCAAAUGGAUCUUACUCCAGGAAUGUGAGAGUAUUUUAAUAAUAAAAUGCCAAUCAUUGUAAUAUAUCACUCUGAAGAAGAGUAUUCUAGUAUGCGGGGUCCAUUUGUGUUCUUAGUUCUAUGGGUAGAAAGGAACGUACCCUUUUUUUUGGGUAAAGAAUAUCUUAAACUACAACAGCAUAUCAGAAGGUGAAGAUGAAAAUUUCUCCCAAGAUCAAAAAACUAGAUGAUGGUACCUGCUGUCACUAGUUUUUAUUCAGUAUUGUGCUGAAGAACCUAGCCAGAAGAGUAAGGGGGGAAGAAGAGAAUGAAAAGGCUUAUGGAUUAGAAAAAAAUAAAACUUUUACUUUCAGAUAACAUGAUUUUGGUACAUAGAAAAUCCUGGGGAAUAUACAGAUAACUGGAACUGAGUAAAUUUAGCAGAAUCCCUGCACACAAGGUCCUUGUGCAAAACUUGGUUUUUAAUAUACCAGCAGUGAACACAAAAUGAGUAGUUUUAAAGCAAUACCACUUAGAGUAGUAUCAGAAAUCCUUAAGUGCCUGGGGGGGGGGGAAAUGACCUAACACUGUAUUUUCAAGAAUUGUAUCCAGAAAAAAAAUUACAGAACAAUGAGCUGUAUAUAUCCUGUUCAUUGAUUCCAGGACAGUCUUAAAAGGUGUCUGUUUUCCCCAAAUUAAUUUGCAUAUUUGAUGUAACCUUAAAAUCCAACAAGUUUUUUUUUACUGGAAAUUCUGAAUUUCAUAUAAAAAUUCUAAAGACCAAGAGUCAAAGCUAUCUUCUAGAAUAGAACUAGAGGGAGUUCCCAUCAUGGUGCAGUGGUUAACAAAUCCGACUAGAAUAGAACUAGAGAACUUCUAGUGCCAGACAUCAAGAGUUGUAGUAAAGCCCAAAUGUGGUAUUGAUACAAAGAUAAGUUGACCAGUGGAACAAAAUAAAGGUUCCAGAAACAGCCACACAUAAUUCACUCACUUUUGGGAAAGGUGAUAAUAAAAUGUGGGAAAGGCUGUUCUCUCCAGUAAGUGCUUUGUCAAGUUUUGUGAUUUAAUAGAAAAUGGAAAAAUCAAAUUGAGAUGGAAUGCAGUUUUGAGUAUGAAAUGUGAAAUAAAGCUUUGAAGUUCUCUUUGUGG